Messenger RNA from Trifolium pratense (red clover), 1169 nucleotides. RefSeq names its product protein STRICTOSIDINE SYNTHASE-LIKE 12-like. NCBI's taxonomy places the organism in Eukaryota, Viridiplantae, Streptophyta, Magnoliopsida, Fabales, Fabaceae. The transcript has 3 exons. Bases 49 to 1071 code for a protein of 340 amino acids. Gene Ontology annotation, biological process: biosynthetic process. The record is from RefSeq and is a predicted model, not a curated record. Gene Ontology annotation, molecular function: strictosidine synthase activity.
ACACACCUUACAUCAAAAAAUCAAAUUAACUAGUUAUUUGCAAUAAACAUGUUGAACAUCAAUAAUACUAUGGUGAUGAUUGUCACUGCCAUUCUUGCUAUGUUUCUACUGUGUUCACCAUCAUCAGUAGCUGUAUUACUGAACAAGCUUCAGCUACCAGCACCACUGACAGGACCUGAGGCACUAGCAUUUGAUAGAAAUGGUGGAGGGCCUUAUGUUAGUUCUUCUGAUGGAAGAAUUUUCAAAUAUGUUGGUCCAAGUGAAGGCUUCAAGGAAUAUGCUUACACUACUCCCAACAGGAACAGAACAAUCUGUGAUGGACUAGCUGAUUUCUCAGUAGUUCAAGCAAUAUGUGGAAGGCCUUUAGGAUUGGGAUUCAAUCAUCAGACAGGCGAUUUGUAUGCAGCUGAUGCUUAUUUUGGACUUGUUAAGAUUGGUCCCAAUGGUGGUGGGAAUGUAACCCAAUUAACUGCACCUGCACAAGGCAAUUCUACUAGAUUUGCUGAUGGUUUGGAUGUAGACCCAGACACUGGAAUCGUUUAUUAUACCAUAGCUAGCACUACUUACCAGCUCAAAGAUUUCCAGAAAGUGGUAAGCAGUGGCAGUGCAGAUAAUUCAGGAAGCCUGUUGAGAUAUGAUCCAAGCACCAACCAAACAACAGUGUUGCUAAGCAAUCUUACAAUACCAUCUGGGGUGGCUGUAAGCAUAAAUGGCUCAUUUGUACUUGUUAGUGAAUAUCUAACAAAUAGAAUUCAGAGAGUGUGGUUAAAAGGACCAAGAGCAAAUUCAUCAGAAUUAUUCAUGCAACUUGCUGGAAGGCCAGAUAACAUCAAGAGGAAUUCAAGAGGCCAAUUUUGGAUUUCAGUGAAUAGUUUUUUUGGCUCACCAAGAUCUCCAGGAUGUUCUACUUUGCCUACAGGUGUUAGAGUGACUGAGAAUGGUUUAGUUUUACAAAUUGUAUCCCUUGCUGAAGAGUAUGGUGCCGAAGCAGCUAGUGAGGUUCAAGAGUACAAUGGAACACUCUAUGGUGGCUCUCUACUUGCUUCUUAUGCUACCAUUUUUACUCCCUAGGGUUUUUUCAUCACUGCUAUCUUUGUAUGGCUAUAAAAAAAAUAAUACAUGGGGUCUAAAUAAAGAAGAUUAUUGAUCCUAUUAUAUUGUCUUCUGAU